Messenger RNA from Leishmania mexicana MHOM/GT/2001/U1103, 3231 nucleotides. RefSeq names its product putative protein kinase. Bases 1 to 3231 code for a protein of 1076 amino acids. Gene Ontology annotation, molecular function: MAP kinase kinase activity; ATP binding. The transcript has a single exon. The record is from RefSeq and is a predicted model, not a curated record. Lineage: Eukaryota; Euglenozoa; Kinetoplastea; Trypanosomatida; Trypanosomatidae. Gene Ontology annotation, biological process: protein phosphorylation; MAPK cascade.
AUGACCGGUCGCUUCACUCGGCCGCAGUGGUCGCUGGCAACGGGGCGACACUAUGCAAGUAGCGGGCACUCAGCGGCCAGCUCGUGCAGCACUCACACGCUGAAGGUGAACCAAACGGAGAGCUACCGGCCCGGCCCCGAUGACAGCGGCACAUACAGCGCGAACCUGCGUGACUCGCCGAGCCGCACCAUGAGCAACACCAGUGUUUCGGUCUCCCCCAUGGACAGCAGCAGCCCACAGGAAUGGGGCCGUUCCUUCCGCCUUUUCAACUCCUGUCGCUUCCUCGCCAGCGCCUCCGGUUCACGGCAGCGUGACGGCAGCAUCGGACAGCUGUAUCGUAGUACUUUCUUGCAUGGUCGGCAGGGCCGCGGCAGCAGCACUGGACCGGAGGCCGAAAGGCUACUCCUCGGGAGCUCCUUCAUCCACCAACCACAGAGCAGCUUCUUUGGCACCUUUAGCGGGCAAGGUGGACGCUACUCCUUGUGGCCCCCCGACGUGAAUGCCAGCGGAGUGCUGACCGCAGCCUCGCCGUACGCCGCGUUCAACCCGUCCGCGCCUUUGUCAUCAGCGAGUCCCUUAUUAGGCUCUCCUCGCUUCCUCGGGGCGGGUAUCUCGCCUCGCGGAGUGGCAGACUGGCACGCUGUGCAUCGUGUCGUCGCGUCGUGCGCAAUGGGCUCGGUGGUGUGCACUGUCUCACCAGGUCAGAAUGAACUGCCUUUGGCGAUGAAUGCCCUACGCACGCACAUUGCGGUGCGCGGCAAGACGAUCAUUCAAGGCGAUGCUGCUCACCCGCUGGACAUUCGCAAGGGUCCCCUUAUCGGCGCCGGCGGCUUCGCGAAGGUCUUCGCGGGCGUGGACACCGUACGUGGAGAGCUUGUCGCCAUCAAAGAGAUCGACAUCUCCGGCGUGGACGACGUGAAGGCGCUCAACGCGAUCGAGGCGGAAUUCGCCCUACUCAAGUCCCUUCAUCACCCCAACAUUGUCAGCUAUUCCCUCUUCGAGCACAGCAAGUCGCAGAAAGUCUGCCGCAUUGCGAUGGAGCUGCUUGCGGGUGACUCCACUCUCCACCUGCUGCAGAAGUUUGGACCACUGACGGAAGCGGUGCUGCGCAUCGUGGCGCGGAGCGUCCUGCGCGCCAUUCGCUUUAUCCACAAGGAGGGAAUUUUUCACCGAGACAUCAAACCCGCCAACAUCCUCGUCAGCCACCGCGGCGAGGUGAAACUGUGCGACUUCGGCUGCAGCAAACGCGUGUCGGAGCUGAACAAAGCAUCCAGCUGCAUUAUUGGGACACCAGUGUACAUGGCCCCUGAAUUCAUCAAGGGUGAGGCUAAUCACAAGGCGGAUAUAUGGUCAAUGGCGUGCGCGCUUUUCGAGCUGAGCACCGGGCUGCUGCCUUGGUACCACUCCGGCGUCAAGGACAAUCUCCCUCUCAUGUUCUACCUCACGACAACGUCGGAGUCUCCCUUGGUGCUGCCCUCGCCAGAAGCCAAGAGCGAGUUCUCCGCGGAGUUCCUCAGCUUCAUGGAACUGUGCUUCACACGCAACGUGGCAAAUCGACCAGAAGCCGACGAUUUGCUGAAGCAUCCGUGGAUCACAGGGUCGCGGCUCGCGCCGGUACCAAACCCACCCAGCGCUGUCCUCUCUCUCCACCAGGAAAGCUCCGCCGUGUUUCGCUCUUUUGGUUCGCCCGGGAAGUCGUCCACGUUCUCCAGUCCGCGAGACUCGGCGGCGGACCGCGACGACAUGAGCUUCAACGGCAGCGACGGCUUGCAGAAGUCCGUUUCCACCACCCCAACUCUCAACCCCGCGGAGGAGGAGAUGGCGUGUCAGCAGGAGUUGGAGACCGUGGCGGCGGCGACGGCGCUGGAACUCUGCUCCCUGCUCGUGUGCUCCCUGGAGAUCCCUCCUCGUACCGUACAGGAGACUGUGACAGGGGAAGUGGGCUCGGGGACCGGCGACACGAGUCCCUCGCUCACGCGCACCUUCUCGAUCCACUCACCCGCCCUUAGCCAUCGUGGCGGCGGUGUCAGCGCGAACGUGGCUGAAUUUCUGUCCCCUGUAUAUACGCCAGAGCAUUCCAUGGUGCACGAAAACUUCCACUACAGCCAAGUGCCACUUGGGGCGUCUGCAGGCAACUUUGUCUUGCCUCCCGGACUGGACUUGGAUGGGGCACCGCCGCCGCAGCAGUACUUGCGCAUCAAUGAGGAAGGCAACCUUGAUGUGGUUCACCUUCCCGGUGACGAGAUGGAGGAUUCGGUGCACGGCAGGCCCACCUUCGGCGACAGCGUCUACGGCUCCUUCCACACUGGGCGUAUUGUAUCCCCAGCGCGUAACAGCUCGUUUAGCAGAGGUACCGUCAGCCCGCGCGUUGCUGCGGGGCCGAAUGCCAUGGGCGUGGCCGACGGCGCUUUCUCCCCGCUUCUCGGCAUCAGUGGCGUCUUCUCUCGCAGAGAGUCGCCGUCGCGCGGGGGCCCCUCAGUUCCGUCAUCCCCGCAGGGCAUUCCCGCGCCGCCGCUGCUGUACCGACCCGGCCCGUCCACAACAUUUGUAAGUCAGCCGCCCAGCCACACCGGCUCGGUGCAUACGUCGCACGUGUCGCCGACGUCCGCAUCCAAGGCCGGCAGCAACCUCGACACCGUAUCACCUCACACUCCGCGGUCGAACUCGCCUACUUCCACGCAGCGCAGCGAGAGUUUCCGUGGGUUGCCAGAGAAACUGAGGGCGCACGCUGAUGGAAAGCUGCACAUGUCCUUCUCUGUCAACACCGCCCCAGGAUGCGCCGUGAACGUGGAGCUGAAUGUCGAUGUGGCUGAUGUGCAGUGCAAGGUGGUGGAUAACCAGCCGAACUUUGUGGUCGCCUUCACGGAUGACGUGCGCAACCAAAUCGCAAACAAGAUUAAAGAGGUGGCUGAACACGCGUCAUCGGACAUGCCUGGCCAGACGUCAGGCACUCAUGCCUCGCCGCUGACCCCGUCGUGCGGGAUGGAAGCGCGCGGGUCGCUCUCUGCUGGUGGCAGCCACUUUUACAACUCACCAUUAUUCUCGUCUUCUUCGAAGGCCGCACCACGUCCGCUUUUACGGGCCUCCACCAGCAGCGCGCAGCGACUUGUGGCCGCCCCGCGCGAGACGCUUGCCGGCUAUUCGUCUUACUCUGGGGAGGAGGGCUCUGACGUGGAUUCUCACACGUCCUCGCCCAUGGCGGCGGGCUGGAGUGAACGCGUGAGCAAGUAG